Molecule: messenger RNA, 817 nt
Organism: Callorhinus ursinus (northern fur seal)
Lineage: Eukaryota; Metazoa; Chordata; Mammalia; Carnivora; Otariidae
Source: RefSeq, a predicted model, not a curated record
GCACCGCGAGAGCGUGCCGGGCACUCUCAGACUCCCCGCGGGGACAACCGUCUCUCUGUCGGCGGACCCCUUCCCUCCCCGCCUCGGCGAAACAGGCUCGUGGCAGGGCGACGGUUUAAGGCAGCGACGAAACGGGCUUGAGCGGGCGGCGUCUCUCCUGCAGGGGGAUCCGUCCUCGGUGGGACGCCAAACAUCUGCCCUCCCGCGGCGCUCGAGACCGGGGUGGCGCGGCGUCCCCGGCCGGCCGCGAGUAGAUUCCUGACGGAGGAUGCGCCCUGAGCGGCCAGAGAGCCCGAGCGGCGGCGCCGGGCGCGCGGACGGGGGGAGAGCCGGGCCGGGUUCCCGGGAGCGCGGGCAAGGCUUGUGUUUUCCAGACACCCUGGAGUCCCCUCAGGCUAGCCCGGCGGGCGCGCACCUGCCAGCCGACCCUGACCUCGAGGGCCAAGCGGCCCCCGAGCCUGAGAAGAUGGCCCAGCCCAAGACCGACUGCCGCUCACCUGUCGGUCUCGACUGCUGCAACUGCUGCCUGGACCUGGCCCACCGGAGCGGGCUCCAGCGCGACAGCAGCGGAGAGAACAACAACCCGGGCAGCCCCACCGUGAGCAACUUUCGGCAGCUGCAGGAGAAGCUAAUCUUCGAGAACCUCAACACCGACAAGCUCAACAGCAUAAUGCGGCAGGAUUCGCUAGAGCCCGUGCUGCGAGACCCCUGCUACUUGAUCAAUGAGGGCAUCUGCAACCGCAACAUCGACCAGACCAUGCUCUCCAUCCUGCUCUUCUUCCACAGGGGAGAUGGAGAGCAGCUGCUCACAGCUUAG